Messenger RNA from Stegodyphus dumicola, 896 nucleotides. It is a transcript of the gene Cmtr1, whose product is annotated as Cap methyltransferase 1. Gene Ontology annotation, biological process: 7-methylguanosine mRNA capping; methylation. The record is from RefSeq and is a predicted model, not a curated record. Gene Ontology annotation, cellular component: cytoplasm; nucleus. Lineage: Eukaryota; Metazoa; Arthropoda; Arachnida; Araneae; Eresidae. Gene Ontology annotation, molecular function: nucleic acid binding; methyltransferase cap1 activity.
UUAUUUUUUUUUUUUUUAUGCAGAGGUCGUACAUUUAUCAAUAUGAUCCUCAGAAUUUUAAGUGGAGUAAAGUUGAGGUAACUCUAGAACUGCCUGCAGACACACUAUUUUAUGGGGAGCUAGUGUCAGAACUCAGAGGAGAAGGCCGAGCUCAGAGAAAGAUCACCUGCUUGCAUAUUAUAGAUGCUAUUUGCUUAGGAGGAAAGGAUGUCAGGAAGCAGCAUUAUGAAAACAGAAUGUUACUUGCUGCAAAACUUGCUAAAGCUGUUUCUAAACCAAGCAGAUCUGAUUAUACAUAUCUGAGGGUAAAAAAAGUGUGGCUGCUUUCUGAAAUAGAUCAAAUAUUUGAAAACCUAACUAUGAAAUAUACAAAAAAUAGCAUGGUUCCUAGGUUAUGUUAUGAUUUAGGUGAUGGUCGUCACAUUUUACCAACUGGUCUACUUAUAUUCAAAACAACACAAGAUCCAUGGGUUACUGCAUAUAGCAAAACUAAUAGAAAGAAAUACUUAUUUAACACUAGGGAAAAUGUAUCUUUUUUUGAGCGACAAGAAGCUGCUAAUGCAAACUUUCAAUCAUGCUUUAGCAAACGCUUUCUAUGGAGUUGGGAGAAAGGAGUUCAACUGAUACCAGAGCAGAAUACUGAUGGUGAUAUUUCUGCAGUCCAUGGUGCUAUUCUUAUUAAAUUUGUGCAAAGUCAGUUGAGGAGAAUGAAGGGUUGUUAAAUAAGCUUAAAAUCAUCUUUUUGAGAUAUGUUAUAUUUCCAGUUUUCAUCGCACCGAUUUUAGAAUUGUUGACUGUAUAAACGGGCUGAUGUUCAGCUGUAUGAUUUUCACAUCUCAUUGUCAAUAUCAUUUAUCAUUUGUUAAUAAAGACUGUUAUAAAAAUGUUUAUUCUUA